Molecule: messenger RNA, 2482 nt
Organism: Sus scrofa (pig)
Lineage: Eukaryota; Metazoa; Chordata; Mammalia; Artiodactyla; Suidae
Gene: FRAT2
Product: FRAT regulator of WNT signaling pathway 2
Cellular component (GO): cytoplasm
Source: RefSeq, a predicted model, not a curated record
CUGACUGGGCCGGGGAAGUAGGAAGAUCUCCCCACUCCCAGGAUCUCCUCCUAGGCAGACACCAAGUGUAGAAAAAAGAAAGCUUUGGCCGCGGCCCUGGGCUGCGGGCGAGGACUCUCGCGGAGCCGCCUCCUCGCGGGUCCCCCAGCCCGGGCAAGGUGGUAGAGCCCGGCGGCUACGUCACCCAUUGUUUACAAAUCAACUCCAGCCGGUAGGAUUCCGGCUCCCCUCUGCUGCAGGCGCGCGCGGCGCGAGUCUCUCGCGGGCUCCGGCUUCCGCGUCCUCCCCGGCCCCGGCUUGGGCGGCCUCAGCCCCGCACCCGGCUCCGCAGCGGCCUUCCGAGCCCCGCGGGCGGCCGAGCUGCCAGAGACUCCGGCAGAGCUCCGGGUGCCGGCGAGGGGGGCCAUGCCGUGCUGGAGGGAGGAGGAAGUGGAAGCCGGCGAGGAAGAGGAGGAGGAAGACAGCUUCCUCCUGCUGGAACAGUCGGUGACGCUGGGCGGCUCCGGCGAGGUGGACCGGCUGGUAGCCCAGAUCGGCGAGACGCUGCAGUUGGACGCGGCACAGGACCGCCCUGUGUCCCCGUGCGCGCUCCCGGGACCGCCGCUGCAGCCCCCGCGGCCGCCGGCAGCAGUGCUAGCGGAAAAGGCCCGGGCCCCAGCUCUGCCGCUGCUUCUGCCGCCCGGGUCUGCGGAGGCUAGGGGUCCCGGGCCCCUAGGGGCUCUGCGCUGCCCCUUCGGGGAUCGCGGCCGCGUGCGGAACCGGACUGCGCCCUACUUUGUGGCCGAGCUUGCCGCAGGCCCCAACGCCCUGCCUGGGCCGUGCCGGCGUGGAUGGCUUCGGAGCGCUGUCGCCUCCCGCCGCCUGCAACAGCGCCCAUGGCCCCCAGCUGGGGCGCGCGCCAACGACGACGACCCGCACCGACUCCUGCAGCAGUUGGUGCUUUCGGGGAACCUCAUCAAGGAGGCCGUGCGGAGGCUCCAGCGAGCGGUCGCAGCGGUUGCAGCCACAGGCCCCACGGGCGGCCCCGGAGCUGGGAGCAGCUGUAGCAGACCGGACCCUGUCGCUCUGCAGCCCUCCGGCGCCUUGCACUGACCCAGGGCCCUUGGAGGAGGAAGACGAAGCCGGUUCGCAGACCCAACAGCGUCCUCCCUUCUUCACCAGCCCUGAGUUGCAGCCGCGGUUGCCGUUCUGCGAGCGACCGCCUAGGCUGCAGGGAGGCGUGUGGGGAGACACUUCAAGCCUAGAAGUUACCCGCCCCGGCAAAGCGGUCGGAGAGAAACUGGAGCGAGGAGAAAUGCACCGGCCAGGGCGCGGCCGUGUCCGGUGAGAAUUUCCCCGGCCACUUCGGAGACAGGACUUGGGAUGAACUAGGAGAACUGUGGCAGCUAUUUGCAUCAACUUGUACCUGACUUAACCCUUGGGGAAGUCGUGUGCUUGGAUUGUUUAAAAAUACGGCUCCGAGAAUCGUGGGGUCUUUAUAACAAUACUUGAAAACUGAUGACACGAAUACAUUUUAUUUUCUGGUGGAGGAGCUUAGUGAAAAUGGUGCUACAAUUGCUGUGCAAAGAAAUUCCGGAGGGAAGAAGAAUGUAAAAGCUUGGUGGUGGGUGGGUUGGCAUCACCCCCCUGUUCUCCCAACUCAUCCGUGGCUGGUGGAAGUGGGAGAUGUGAAUUCCACUUGUCGGGGUGGGGAGGUGAAGAACUUUGAAGGUGGGUGGAGUUGGUUGUGGACUUUUAAAUGACUUGACCUUGCCACCUGUAAUUCAAGGUCAUAGUGUGCUGUAGGUGGAAGGCUGUGGGGUUCCUGGGAGAACUAACUCACCCUUGUGUUUUUGCUUUUGCUCGGAGAAGAGCCCUGUCUGUGCUUUGCUACCUCUUGGAGUCUCCCAAGGACACACAAGUGGAGAGGGAAGUGUGAGGAGAAUGGAUUUGUUUUUUUUCUGAGCUGUCUUUCUAACGCCUCCUCGCCCCGUGAGGCUAGUCUUGGCCAUGCCAUGAGCUUUCUCAGAAACAGGCAUAAACAAUCUUUGAGCCUCUCCUAUACUCCCAGCUGGCUUUCUUAUUCCACCCUUUCUGAUGUCUGCUUGGGGCGAAUGAGACCCUGGAUGUUUUUCUGCUCUAUUCUGGCCCUUUGGAGCCGUGGACCUGAGCCUCCAUGAGUCUUCACCCCUCAGUUUCCUCCUGCCACCACCUCUUUGUGAGUGACUGAAUUUUUUUUUUUUUUUUUUUAAAUGUGACUCUCCAAGAGGAGAAACCGCUGGCUUUACCCAAUGUAAAACUUGAUGGCGCUCUACGUAAGGUGCCACCCCCAAACUUUAAGGGAGCUAAACUAAUUUUUUAACAAGAUUCAAUGGCUUGUUCAUCCUCCAGAUGUAGCUGUUGAUGAACACUUCGCACCGGAGUGUCUGAAAUUGUGGUGGUCCUGAUUUAUAGGAUUUCUUAAUUCAAAUGUCUGCGGAAUAAAUUUGGUUUUUGUUUUGGA